AUGUCCCAAUGGUUGGCGGAGUACGCGCUGGACGUCUGCGCCGACGUGGGGAUCCCCAUGCAGCUCGAGACCGGCCUGGGCACGCGAUUCACUUCCACCAACUUCUCCGACAAGCAUGUCAGGGAGUUCCUCGACAAGGCGGAGAAGAAGGGCGUCAAGCUCGUGCUGCUGCAUGCGGGUUGGCCGAACGUCCGGGAGGCCGCGCGGCUGGCAGCGGCCCGCAGCAACGUGUGGCUCGACGUCGGCGGCGCGACUCCGUACCUGUCGACGGCCGCUCUGCGCGAGAUGGUGCGCGACGCGUUCUCCAUCGCGCCGCUGAACAAGAUCAUGGCGUCCACAGGGGCCCACUCGAUGCCCGAGGCGUUCUACUGCUCGGCGAAGCGCAUCCGCGGCGUGGUUGCCGAGGUGCUGCAGGAGCUGGUGGACGACGGCGACCUGACGCAGCAGGAGGCGGUCGGGGCCGGCGUGAACGUGCUGCACAACAACGCGCUCAGGUGCUACGCGAAGAUCGACCUGCCGCAUCCGCUCGAGGUGCCGACCGUGGAGCAGGCGGCCGUCGCCGAGCACGCGGGGUCGGCGCCGGAGCCGGCGCGGGCGGAGCCGGAGUGGCCGGAGCCGCAGGUCGAGGCCAGCGGCGGGGCGCUGGCGCGGGCAUGGGUCGGGUGGUGGAUGGCGGUGGCGCGCGGCGCCGAGCGCGUCGCUCGCGCGUUCGACGGCGGUGCGCCGGCGACGCACCAGAGCGUCAAGACGUGCGACGUGUGA
Messenger RNA from Pedinophyceae sp. YPF-701, 762 nucleotides. The record is from the annotation of a GenBank genome assembly. Lineage: Eukaryota; Viridiplantae; Chlorophyta; Pedinophyceae.